AUGACAAGGGUCAUCGUUUCUACCUUCGAAGAUGAACUCUUAGCGAGUCUGCCACAAUCAACAACCUCGAAAAUCUUUGACAGAUCGGCUCUCACUCUGGAACCUACAAGCCCUUCAUCUCUUGCUGCAUAUCGCCAAAAGAUUUUCAUCAUGGAUUCUCAAGAUCAGUUCCUAGAUACCCCAAGAGAAAUCUUCUACUCAGCCAACACCAGCCCCGUUCGCCCUCUAUCUGCGGCUCCAAGCAUUGCAGUUACUGCGACUGAAGGUGCCGUACCUGAAGAGACAGACACUUCUCGAAUCGAGACUUCACCAACCACCGUCAGUAGUUCACCAACCUCAGUGUACACCACCGCAGUGGCUGGAUUCUGCUUCUGUGGGAAGCCUUGCGACGGUCUUUGUUCAGGAUGCUGCGACACACCUGGACAGGAAGAUACCUACUACUGCAGUUCUAAAUGCCAAGAUACAGACAGACCAGCACAUAGACAGAUCUGCAAAGCUGUGAAUACGCUUCGAAGUCUGUACCGCGCUGCCGAAUGUCUUCAGGAGAUUUAUUACAUGUACCGCGCGAAGACGUUUGACAGACUUGUGACCAAGAUCGAGAAGACUAAGGAGGGUGGUCAUACCCAGCUGAUUGUUCACGAGGAUAAGUCUAGACGUCCGACCAAUGACUUACAGUAUCUUCACAAGCUACCACACGACUUGUUUGGCGAGGAUUCUCAGGACGAUGAGGACAAUGAGAAUAAAGACAAAAGAGCUAUUCUCACUCAUGGCGUCAGCGCACAGUCCAUCGUCUGGAUGCAUGAUCUCAUUGGCUACUUCUUGAGCAACUGCGCAUACACAAUCAGCGAACAACGAGUCGUCCCAGUCCCAGGCACCCAAUCCGUCCUAAUAAUCUAUUCACAAGGCUACCCAGAUCUCUACCCCCGAGAACACUUCAUCCUAGUAAUCACCCUGCACAACCUAGCCGGCACUUACGCCCUCGAUCUUUGUGGCGCUCAAUACGGCCACUUCAACACCCUCACCCCAUUCUCCGAGUACUCCUCCCGCGGUCUUCCCAAUGCACCUCCCACCCCAUUCAGCGGCAGACACUCCAUGCGUUGGGGAGUAAACUGUGUGCGCAAUGAGCAGAGUCGGCGGGGUGCGCUGACGAGGAUUAAUUUGUUGGCGUCGGAGAAGUUGGUUAGUGGUGCGGUGGAGUGGGAGAAGGAGUAUGGGACGAGGAUUGAGAGUAUGUUGCAGGCUAGUCCGGAGGUGUUUCAGAAUAGGAAGGAGGGUUUGGUGCAUUAUUUGGCGUAUGAGGUUCAGACGAGGCUGGAUGAUAUGGCUGUGAGGGCGGCGGCCGCGGAGGAUGCUAAGCCUACUGUUACUGCUGCUGCUGCUGCUUUUGUGUUGGAUCCAAGAAUUACAAGAAUUUGA
Molecule: messenger RNA, 1416 nt
Organism: Cadophora gregata
Lineage: Eukaryota; Fungi; Ascomycota; Leotiomycetes; Helotiales; Ploettnerulaceae
Exons: 3
Coding region: 1-1416 (471 amino acids)
Source: RefSeq, a predicted model, not a curated record